CAGUUCGACCCCUUGUGGAAAUGUGAGAAAGUAAUUUUGUAUUUUUCUAUCGUGUUUGUUUUGUUUUUUAUCCCCAUUUUUCCAAUUUUUCCACCUUUUCGGCCUCUUCCACCAAUUCAAACACUUCACAAAGGUACGCUAAAGUGAAAAGAUGGUUCUCUUGGAAUCUUGUUGGUCACCAUGUAUUUGGACGAAUUCCGUGAAAUCCGGAAGCUAUGCAGUUGCCGUUUACACAGCUGCCAUCAGUGUGGUCCUGAUCACAAUGAUUGUCUACAUGCUCCUCGGCGGGGACUCCACACAACUCUACUCACCACUCUUUGAGACAGACAUCCGGAGCUCAAUGCAAGUUGUGGGUGGAUUCUUCAUUUUCUACUUUAUCCUCCUCAUUAUUUCCUCCUAUUUGCUGUACUACGGCAUCAGGAUCACAACUCGCGGAUGGAUGCUUCCCUGGCUCAUCUUGACCGGAAUUGCCAUUCUCUUCCAGUUUGUCUUCAGCCUCUGGCUCAUUGGUGGCUACUACAUUUACCUGGAAGCAACCUAUGCAAGUCUCGUUAAUGCCGUGUGGAUGGCCUACAAUAUUUACUGCUGGAUGUGCGUCUAUUCACAGUACCAGAUCUUUGUGGAACUACAAUCACCCAAUAUUGAGUUGCUAAUGCCCUAGAUGAAGAGGAGGAGGAGGCAUCAACUCACUGAUGAAUCUCACCGUAGCGUAAGAAAUACCAAGAGUGUUUAUUUUACUCCAAAAAGAAUCAAUCACGCGAAAGCCAAUGCAUUAUUUUGCAUUUUUGCCUUAACAAUUUUAUAAAAUAAUAUUUAAGAGAAAAGAAAAACCUUUUUUUAUAGAAAGUAAUACGUAGAUAUUUAAGAAGAAAAAAACAACUCAAAUAUUAAACAGACAAUGCCGUCCAAACAUGAGAAAGAGCUCAUUCCAAUAGACUAAAAAAAGAACAAUGAGGGUAUAUUCCUUGUUAAUUCAUUUUUUUUUUAUUUUCUGCAACCUUACAAUGGUAGCAUGUAGAAUUAGUACAAAAAAUUAAGAGUAAAAUAGUAAAUAUAAAAAGGAAAUCUUUUUUUUUUCUUUGUAACUUCACGAUAUUUUGUACGAUUUGUAGUAUUAAUAAAAAUUAAAGAUUUGCGCCAUGAAAUCUCUUUUUCCCCCACAAUAGCACAUGAAAAACUUCCAAAAAUAAUUCACAAUUUUUUUUUCUUCGCGAGUAAAAGAGAAUUCAUGGCAAGAGUCUUAAUAUAGAUAAUAUAUAUAAUUCACUUAUUGCAUUUUUUCUUCACGAAAAUUCACGAAUGAAUUAAAAUUAAAAAAGAAAAGAAGAAAACUUAUGGAAAAAUAGAAAGAAAAUCUACAUUUUCUUUUAAAAUAAAUUGUAGUCUAAUAUUGAA
This is a messenger RNA of Lutzomyia longipalpis, 1395 nucleotides long. RefSeq lists its product as uncharacterized. The transcript has 6 exons. NCBI's taxonomy places the organism in Eukaryota, Metazoa, Arthropoda, Insecta, Diptera, Psychodidae. The record is from RefSeq and is a predicted model, not a curated record. The coding region runs from base 152 to 661 and encodes 169 amino acids.